GCUGAUGUUGAAAGAUUUUAAUGUCAUCCAAUUUUACUUGAGCACAUAGUAACCAGUAUAAUUCUUGUCCUUGUCUUCUGUAGUAUAUUUAUUUCUGUUUUUUUUUUCCUUUUCUUUUGCAGCUGACGGAUGCACGGAUUGGUCUGUGGACUACAUGAAAUACAAAGUGCUUUUCGGUGAACCUGUACGAAUUAAAUGUGCUUUAUUUUAUGGAUAUAUCAGAGCAAACUACACAUUAGCUCAGAGUGCAGGACUGAGUCUGAUGUGGUACAAGAGCACUGGGCACGGGGACUUUGAAGAACCCAUACCUUUUGAUGGUGUUAGAAUGAGUAAAGAAGAGGAUUCAAUAUGGUUUCGACCUGCAGAAUUACAAGACAUUGGCCUUUAUGCCUGUGUAUUAAGGAACUCAACGUAUUGUAUGAAGGUUUCUAUGUCAUUGACUGUGGCUGAAAAUGACACAGAUCUCUGCUACAAUUCCAAAAUGAGGUACUUUGAAAAAGCUGAACUUAGCAAAAACAAAGAAAUUUCAUGCCCCGACAUCGAGGAUUAUGGACUGCCUCACAGAGAGCCCAAUAUAGUAUGGUAUAAGGAAUGCAAGCCAAAAGUAUGGAGACAAACAGUUGUACGGAGGAAGGAUACUCUAAUUAUACGGGAGGUUCGAGAAGAUGAUAUCGGGAAUUACACUUGUGAACUGCAAUUUGGAAACUUUGUAGUACGAAGAACUACAGAAUUAACUGUAACAGCACCCUUGACAGACAAGCCUCCCAAGGUCCUGUUUCCAUCAGAAAACAGAAUGAAUGUUUUGGAGGUACAAAUUGAGAACCUUCUUGGAAGAGGACAAAACUGGCACGGCUGGGCCUCUAAGGUUGAGAGUGAGCUUCACGUGCUUCACAUGAGGGAGAUUGUUGCAGAGGUGGAGCGGCAUUAUGGAAGAGAAAGGGAGGGUGGAGGACAUGAAAAACGCAAGACAGAGAAUAAGGGCAUGCCUUUUCUGUAG
Polyodon spathula (Mississippi paddlefish) is the source of this 997-nucleotide messenger RNA. Its product is annotated as interleukin-1 receptor accessory protein-like 1. The coding region runs from base 155 to 997 and encodes 280 amino acids. Gene Ontology annotation, biological process: negative regulation of exocytosis. The transcript has 5 exons. Lineage: Eukaryota; Metazoa; Chordata; Actinopteri; Acipenseriformes; Polyodontidae. The record is from RefSeq and is a predicted model, not a curated record.